This is a messenger RNA of Blepharisma stoltei, 1519 nucleotides long. The record is from the annotation of a GenBank genome assembly. NCBI's taxonomy places the organism in Eukaryota, Ciliophora, Heterotrichea, Heterotrichida, Blepharismidae.
AUGGAAGAACUGCCAAAAGAUGAAUUUUGGAAAAUUGCAGCAGAACAAUUAGAAAGCUAUUUAUCCCCUAAAAAACUUAGAUUGGAAGAGAACACAUCUCCAGAUAAAAGACUUCUCUCUCUUGCUGUAUUAACUCCUCCCCCGAACCGCCUUAACUUAAAAACCUCCAUAAUGGGAAGAACCUAUCGAGUUUAUGACCCAUUAUUUUCAAAAACCACUGAUAGAACUAGCCGAUACUCUGAAUUUUUAUAGGCCUCUAGACCUUUUUCAUAGUUCUACUUUAUUUAAAAUCCUUUUUUAAUAAAAAUAAUAGUCUAUUUAUGCUAAAAUAAUAUUUCCUCAAUAAUUUAAUAGUAAAAAGCCUAGUUUCUUAUAUCAAAACUUGACCAAGAAAAUCCUCUUACUUCCUCGUAGCGAACACGCUAGAUUCGGAGGGGGGUUAAUUUUUUUUCUAUAUUUUAAAACUCCCGAUUUGCGAAAAAUUGGAAAGCAAAACUAAUAUAAUUUGGUGAAUUUGUUUCAAAAUGCAGGUUGUUCGUUGACGGAGGGUAGUUUUUUUUUUAUGAAAAUAGAGAUUUUCCAAUGAUUUUGCUCGCUCACAGAGGGGAGAGUUAAAAACUCUUCCCAAAAAGCAGUAAAAAAAGCAGAAGAUCCCAUCGAAGAUCUUAAACCUGAAGUUGUAUGGUAAUUUAAACGAUAGUUUCCCAAGAAAUUCCUUCAUAUUUCUGGACAAAAAGCAAGUCUAACUCUCCCUCCUCUUAAGCUUCUUAAACAAAGAGACCUUACACCGCCUAGGAAGAAAAUUGCUUUAUCAAUAAAAAUCCAAAAUUUAAUUACCCAAGUAACAGGAAAAUAUACAAAACUAUAUGAAAGAUUAUCAGACGACAGCGGAAUGAUCACAAAAGAAGGAAUCAUUGAUUAUUUAUCAAAAAUCAGCCCAAAAAAGCGCCAAACCCCUAUAAAUAUCAGAGGAAAUGCAGUUUCCCCUCCAGAAACACGAGGAAUUACCCCAUGGAGGACACAUGCAUCAAGGGUCCAGCACAUCCGGGUCCCUUGUGAAACCCCUGAAAAUUCCCCAGAAAUUAUAGACAAAGCCAAUAUUUUAUGGGUAGUUUUUACAUAGGACAUUUUUGACCCUUUUUUAACAGGCACUGUAAGCAAGCAGGCUUUUUUUGGGGUAAUGAUUGUGCAUGAAUAUACCAAUUUUGGAGUCUAUAGGUCUAGAAUUCCAUCAAAUAGGCUGGAUUUCCAAGACAUGAAGCAGAUAAAUCAGCUGAAAAACCAAGUAAAUCAGUUUAAAGAACUGUUUGGGCAAUAUUGCCAAGGGAAAAUAAUGGGGAGAGAAGGGUUUAAAGGGCUUUUAGACGCAAUUUGUAGUGAUGAAGAAGUCAAUGAGGUGAUGGAAAUGCUGGAAAUAAAGGAGAGAGUCAGUUUUGGGCAAUUUUUAGCGUCAAUUCCAUUUUUGUUGGAAAAUUAUGACAAGUUUUCCCUUAAAGUGGAUAAUAAUGUAAUAUCAUAA